This is a messenger RNA of Puccinia triticina, 369 nucleotides long. RefSeq lists its product as uncharacterized. The transcript has 3 exons. The record is from RefSeq and is a predicted model, not a curated record. NCBI's taxonomy places the organism in Eukaryota, Fungi, Basidiomycota, Pucciniomycetes, Pucciniales, Pucciniaceae. Bases 1 to 369 code for a protein of 122 amino acids.
AUGCGACUCUACAGCUUAUUUAUCCUUGUCGCGCUGCGCUACGUCCAAUGUAAAGCUGUCCAAGCCUCGGUCGUGUUCUCUUGCACCGAUAGCUCCAAGCUCUCAGGAAUGGCCAGAUUCGGCGCCUGUAUGGAGAAGAUCGACAAAACGGAUCCUAAACUUCCACCAAACCAGGUUGGCAAGGACUGGCUUGCCCAUGAGGCCGUACGGCUCAAUCCGAAGGACAACAGCUUCAACUGUGAAAAGUUGGAAAAAAAUGGCAAGCACAGAAUCAUGGGUGCAAAUUUUUGCUGCUCCCCCGCAAUUUCGGACCCGGCUAUGACUCAAAAAGAGGUUGAUACCUACUGUUAUCCCGUGAAGUCCAAAUAA